This is a messenger RNA of Menidia menidia (Atlantic silverside), 300 nucleotides long. NCBI's taxonomy places the organism in Eukaryota, Metazoa, Chordata, Actinopteri, Atheriniformes, Atherinopsidae. The record is from the annotation of a GenBank genome assembly.
CUGAGCGCGUGCAUCGAGGAGAUCGAGCGGGAGAUCAUCAAGCAGGAGGAGAACGUGGACCCGGACUACUGGGAGAAGCUGCUGCGGCAUCACUACGAGCAGCAGCAGGAGGACCUGGCCAGCAAGCUGGGCAAGGGAAAGAGGAACCGCAAGCCCGUCAACUACAACGACGCGGCCCAGGAGGACCAAGAGUGGCAUGCUGACAUUUCAGAUAACCAGUCCGAGUACUCCGUGGGCUCCGAGGAGGAGGACGAAGACUUUGAUGAUCGGCCAGAAGGUAAGAGGCGAGAUAAUGUAUAG